This is a messenger RNA of Dracunculus medinensis (Guinea worm), 1116 nucleotides long. The record is from the annotation of a GenBank genome assembly. NCBI's taxonomy places the organism in Eukaryota, Metazoa, Nematoda, Chromadorea, Rhabditida, Dracunculidae.
UUUCGUUUCAGGACCUCACGAUUUGGAAUUUAUUCCGCUUUGUCGGGUAAGGCAAAUGUUACUAAUGAAUCACUUGUGAGGAAUAUCGGUAGGAAAAUUAUUCCUUUAAAAAAUUAUGAAAUAAACGAUGAAUUUCAAGCAUUCACCAGCGAUCAUAAACUCACUAAACGUGAAUUACGAUUUUUACAAUUUGCUUCCGUUGAAUUUGAUGAUAUCGUUUAUAUGACACCAAGGGAUUUUCUUGAUUCGCUUAUUCUCGACAAACCUAAAGAACGAAUCUAUCGGCGAAUAUUGAAAAAAGAAGAAAUAAAUUCAAUGUUGCAAAAAACUCCAAAAUUAAAAAAGGGAAUGAAAAGAACAUUAAGAGAUUUGGAUCAUAACGGAAUUAUAUCCUAUGCUGAAUAUAUUUUUUUACUUUCUCUCCUAAUAAAAUCGGCAGAAGGUUUUCGUAUCGCCUUUCUUAUAUUUGAUAGAGAUGAUAAUGGAAAACUAGAAAAGGAUGAAUUUCUUCUCAAAGAUGAUAAUUUGGUCCGAAUGCAGGAUACAACACUAAUUUUACAUUUAUUUGGUCAAAGCGGGAAAGAUUCGCUUACUUUUGAACAAUUUUACGAUAAUUUGCAAAGAGAAUUAAUGGAAAGCGAAUUUUAUGAAUUUUCUCGUGGCAAAGAUGAAAUUUCAUCUGUUGAUUUUGCUCGACUUAUUUUACGUUAUUCAACUAUCCGAAAUGAUCAAUAUGCAACCUAUAUUAAUCGAUUGUAUGAAAGAACACCUCAUAAUGAUAAAGGUAUAAAAUUUGAAGAAUUUGAAAAAUUUUUUCUCUUUUUGAAUAAUCUUGAAGAAUUUACUUCUGCAAUCCGACUAUUCGCUUUAGCAGAAAAACCCAUAUCACAAGCUGAAUUUCUACAUGCAGUAAAAGCAAGCACAUCGAAUGAUUUAGAUUCGCAUAUUGUUGAAUUAAUUUAUCGGAUUUUUGAUGCAAAUAAUGAUAAUCAAUUAUCAUUCUCGGAAUUUAUUGCAAUUAUGAAUGAUCGCUUUCAUCGAGGAUUUACGUCAACAGAGGAUUCAAGAUGGCAGUCGUAUAAACAGUGCAUUAUCAAUGAGCUUAGUCGGUUUUAA